This is a messenger RNA of Bombina bombina (fire-bellied toad), 1878 nucleotides long. It is a transcript of the gene CHID1, whose product is annotated as chitinase domain containing 1. Gene Ontology annotation, cellular component: extracellular region. Gene Ontology annotation, molecular function: chitin binding; oligosaccharide binding. The record is from RefSeq and is a predicted model, not a curated record. Lineage: Eukaryota; Metazoa; Chordata; Amphibia; Anura; Bombinatoridae. Gene Ontology annotation, biological process: carbohydrate metabolic process. The transcript is spliced from 13 exons. The coding region runs from base 93 to 1277 and encodes 394 amino acids.
AAUAAACUUUAUUGACAGCCAACUGUGACGUCUUCUUUCGGUCGGGUCAUUGUUAAGGAAGCUCCCUGACAGAGAGUCUCGUCUGAAGAAGGAUGAUGAAGCUUCUGGGAUUCCUUCUCUUAGUGACAUCCACCUGCUACGUAAUCAAUGCAACACUGUCAAAAACUGAUGCAAAGAAAGCGUCUCUGAAGACCCCGGAGCCAAAGACUCGUCUUUCUGAUAACCCUGUGCAAGCUCGAGGACUGGUUUCCACCGACAUCAAGGCCAAAGACAUAGUGCAGGAGCACAGAAAUUACUGCGCAAAGAAGGCGAAAGAGCGGUUUGUCUCUGGCGAUGUGCUGGGAUACAUCACUCCUUGGAACAGUCGUGGUUAUGACAUGGCCAAAAUCUUUGCAGCAAAGUUCACGCUCAUUUCUCCAGUUUGGCUGCAGAUUAAAAGGAAAGGCAAAGAAUCCUAUCAGAUUACAGGACUUCAUGAUGUUGACCAAGGGUGGAUAAAGGAAGUCAGGAAAAAUUCUAAGAACACACAAAUUGUGCCACGUAUCCUGUUUGACGGAUGGUCUUAUCAAGACUUUGACAGUGUGUUCAGUAGUGAAGAUGAGAUUGAAGACCUUUCCAACACCAUGGUUGAAACAGCAAAGGAGGAGAGAUUUGAUGGCUUUGUCGUGGAAGUUUGGAGUCAGCUAGGAGGGCAGAAGCGUCAGGAGCUGGUACAUUUGCUUACACACCUUGGAGAGGCGCUACAUCAUGCUAAGCUGCAGUUUAUCCUUGUUAUUCCGCCUGCUGUAGCACCAGGUACUGACCAACUGGGUAUGUUUGGGAGAAAGGAGUUUGACCUUUUGGCUCCAGUUGUGGACAGCUUUAGCCUCAUGACUUACGACUACUCCAACCCACAAAGACCUGGUCCCAAUUCACCCAUUUCCUGGGUGCAAGCAUGUGUUCAGCUGCUGGAUCCAGAGUCCAAGUGGAGAAGGAAGAUCCUACUCGGAAUACAUUUUUACGGAAUGGAUUACUCUGCGCUGGGGGCAUCUGGUGAGCCCAUCCUUGGGAGCCGGUAUAUUGAGAUCCUGAAGGAGCACAAGCCUAAGCUUUUAUGGGAUCAGCAAAUAGCAGAGCAUUAUCUGGAAUACAAAAAGAAUAAAGGAGGAAAGCAUGCUGUCUUCUACCCUACACUUAAGUCACUUCAGGUACGCCUGGACCUUGCAAAGGAGCUUGGCACAGGAAUCUCUAUCUGGGAGAUGGGCCAAGGAUUGGACUAUUUCUAUGACCUUCUAUGAUAGUAUGAAUGGUACAUCAAUCUUUUUUGUGAAACCAGUGGGACUACUAGGUGUUUGGUGAAGGGAAGAACUUAAUUCAACUCUUGGGCCAUUCAAGGCUAAAGGGUUCAUCAGAUGGCAUUGAAGGGAUUACAAUUUAAAAUUAUAAAGAGCUUAGAGCAAAAUGUUCUACAUAUUUAAGUUUGAUAAUCAGAUUUUGCUUGAAUAAAAUCAAUAAUUUCCUAAUUUGUUGGUAACAGAUGUAUUACAGUAGAGUACUGUGCAAGAGAUAAAUUAUAUGGCUGCUAUUUUUGUACCUUUUCUAAAUGACACAUUUUGAAGGAGAUAACAGCCAUUUAAGUAUUUUAUAAUUAAACACCAGCUUGCCUCUUACAUUGCUGUAAUAAUGUCACCCUCCUGCACAGUACGUUAGUCUGCCUCUCUACUACACAAUUAGGAGCUGUGUUUGUAAUUCACUGGGUGUAAACUAACACAAGAGCCAAAGAGAUAGAAAUUGGGGAUAUUUCAAAAACUCUAGAGUAUUUCUGUUACAUCUGUUCUUGAAUAUGCAAUUUUCUUAUUUUGGGAAAAACAAAUAUUAAAUAUUGCUCCAAUAUGAGAA